Molecule: messenger RNA, 1197 nt
Organism: Pseudophryne corroboree (corroboree frog)
Lineage: Eukaryota; Metazoa; Chordata; Amphibia; Anura; Myobatrachidae
Product: bone morphogenetic protein 2-like
Exons: 5
Coding region: 1-1197 (398 amino acids)
Cellular component (GO): extracellular region
Molecular function (GO): cytokine activity; growth factor activity
Source: RefSeq, a predicted model, not a curated record
AUGGAUGCUGUUUUGGUCACUUUCUUUACUCUAUUCCUUUUUGGUCCUGUAACCCUUUUACAUUUGGGUUUAAAGGAGGGAAUGCCUCCUAUUAGAACUUCUGUAUCUGGGGUGGUCUCUGAGGCCAUCCAGAAAUUGCAACAAGUGUUUGCUUUCGGGGACCUGCCUCACAAUAUCAUACCCAUCAAAAAACCUCCUCAGUUCAUGCUGGAACUGUAUAGCCGAGUUGCAGGACCUGAUGGCAGCACCAGGGCACCUGGAUUACUGAAGGGCAAUGUGGUGAGAAGCUUCGAGAACAAAGUGCUGUCAGAGGUAGAAAGUCCAUUCUUCUUCUUCAAUAUUUCAUCUGUAAGAAACAGUGAGCGUAUGCUGAAGGCCGAGCUCCGGGUGUUUAAGUGGAAGCCUUUUGUUAUGGCACCUAGAUUCCAUUUCUGCAGGGUGGAUGUGUAUGAGCUCUUAGACAGCGCUUCAAGACCAUGGAGGGGAAACCUAAUUUCUUCCCGACUACUCCCCUUAAAUUCGCAAGGCUGGGAGAUGUUUAAUGUCACUCAAACAGUUUCCCGGUGGGUCGGAGAUAAUAGUACCAAUCAUGGUUUCCUUAUUACUUUCACCUUACCCUCUGGAAAUACCCUAGAUACAGAUAUCUUUGGCCUUGGAAAGCACAAGUUGAACAAAAGAUCUUACCUGGUCCUAUUCAGUGAUGAUGGCCGGAGAGGAGCACCCAACACAUUUAUACCCCCAACAAAUAUAAAGGAUAGAGACAUCUCUCUUUCUCCACCUGAAGUUUCUUCACUUUUACAACCAGCAUCAUACAAGUUCUCUCUGAGGGUAGAGCAUGACAAGAGCCGGAGAGCCCGGGAUUUAUAUCCAGACAGUCAUUCUUCAUGCCAGCGUAAUCCACUCUAUGUGGAUUUUGAGGACAUAGGGUGGGCUGGUUGGAUUAUUUCUCCAAAAGGAUACAAUGCCUACCACUGCAAGGGCACAUGCCUCUUCCCCAUGGGGCAAGGCUUGGGGGCCACAAACCAUGCUACUGUUCAAUCAAUUGUUCAUGCUCUCAAACUUAACACGGACGUUGGUACGCCAUGUUGUGUCCCAGAUCAGCUCAACUCAAUUAAUUUACUGUAUUUUGAUGAUGAAGAAAAUGUUGUACUGAAACAAUACGAUGACAUGGUGGCUGUAAGCUGUGGCUGUCAUUGA